Cephus cinctus (wheat stem sawfly) is the source of this 2238-nucleotide messenger RNA. It is a transcript of the gene Poc1, whose product is annotated as POC1 centriolar protein homolog A. Gene Ontology annotation, biological process: cilium assembly. Gene Ontology annotation, molecular function: protein binding. The transcript is spliced from 5 exons. Lineage: Eukaryota; Metazoa; Arthropoda; Insecta; Hymenoptera; Cephidae. The coding region runs from base 551 to 1927 and encodes 458 amino acids. The record is from RefSeq and is a predicted model, not a curated record. Gene Ontology annotation, cellular component: centriole; ciliary basal body.
UACAAUGGGGACUAGAGGAAAGUGAUUGUCCUUGUUUGUAUAUUAAAAACAAAUAUAAUUGUUUGGUGCAAUCUUGAGAUAUAUAUUUAUAUAUAUAAAAAAUGUUCUAAUAUGUAUGUGCUUUUAAGAAGGAUUUAAGUAGUUUGUCAAUGUUCAUUUUAUACCUACAGGAUAUCCAAGUGCAAUGGCUGUCGUUUAGUUCUGUUCUCGUUACCUACGUUUUCUGCACUUUUCAAAAAAUGGAAUUUUUUAUUGGAUGAUAUUUUUAAGUAACCAGUGAGAAUCUGCACUUUUUGAAAAGUGCAUAAAUUGUAGGCAAAGAGAACAGACCUAUUGUAAAUAUUGAGGGCGCUGCUCUUUUCGAAUCUUGAUUAACGUAGUUAGUGCUUUUGAACGAAGCGCAACUGUUAAACUGGAGCGAUGACAAGGAGGCACUGCGAAGAGGCUGUUAAGAAAGGAAACUAAAGUGACAUGCGUUGGAGUUGGAGAAGCAAGAUUUGAAAUUGCCACAAAAGUUUUAAAAGUAUAAGAGUUGGGUUGGGACGGAAAUAUGAAUCAAAAUAAAAAAAUAUCUCUCGUUGCUGCUGAUCCAGCAGUAGAGAGACAUUUUAAAGGACAUAAAGAUACUCUAACUGGCUUAUCUUUUCACCCAAAUUCAAACCAAAUAGCAUCCAGCAGUCUUGACCGUACCUUAAUGGUAUGGAAUUUUAAUGAGUCUGUACGUGCAUAUAAAUUUUAUGCGCACAAAGACGUAGUCUUGGAUGUUGCCUACUCUCCAUCUGGAGAAGUCAUAGCUAGUGCAUCAAGGGAUCGGUCUGUGAGAAUAUGGGUCCCAAAGAUUCAGGGACAAUCUCUGGAUUUCAGAGCACACAUGGGAGCUGUGAGAUCUGUACAGUUCAGUCUGGAUGGUCAGAGGCUAGUGACUGCUUCUGAUGAUAAGAGCAUUAAGGUCUGGAUGGUUUGUCGAAGAAGAUUCCUUGCAUCGUUUACUGAUCACACAAACUGGGUGAGAUCAGCAAAGUUUUCCCCAGAUGGACGGCUCAUUGUAUCAUGCAGCGAUGAUAAGACUAUUAGAGUAUGGGAUAUGGGAAACGGACAGUGUAUAAAAACAUUUAAUGAGAUUAAAGGUCCUGCAGUCGAUGUUGAGUUUCAUCCAAGUGGAGCUGCAAUAGGAUCUGCUAAUGUAGGUGGUUGUGUAAAACUCUACGAUCUAAGAACAGACUCCUUGCAUCAGCAUUAUGCAGCACACAAUGGUGCAAUAAACAAGGCCAAAUUUCAUCCUAAUGGUAAUUUUAUGUUAACAGGCUCUCAAGAUUCUACAAUGAAGAUAUUGGAUCUACUCGAAGGCCGUCCCAUCUAUACAUUAAAAGGACAUUGUUCGGCUGUAACAUCCUUAGCAUUCUCGGGCGACGGUGAUUUCUUUGCAUCGGGUGGAGCUGAUCGACAACUGCUAUUAUGGAAAUCCAAUUUCGACAAAGACGAUCGUGCAAGAAAGCGUCCCAGACAAUUAAUAUCUUCAAAAGCUACUAAAUCAAAACGUGAUAACGGUCCUUCAAAACCUCUCCAGGUCGAUUAUGAUGACGUUAAAGAUUCAGAAACAAUAGAGAAGCAGUCUCCAGUGCCUUCUGUAGAGGAUCUGGAUUUAGACAUAAUUUCUGAGCCUAAACUUUGUCAAGGUCCUAUUGCUAAUUUACCAGGAGAAAAUGUUCGAGUGGAAGUUAUCAACAUGAGACAGAAGAAGCCGUUUGAAAAGGGUCAUAUUGCAAAGUUUGGGUUACCUGAGUCGCCAUCACGUACAUGUUUACAAUCACCUAAUCAAACAAGCAGCGUUGUGGAAUCUCUUAGUCAGCAAGUCGAGUCUCUACGCGAUACAGUAGUGCUCUUGGAAGAGCGAUUAAGCAUUGUAGAGGAUGAGUUAAAAAAAUAAUCUUGACACGUACUUGGAACCUCCAUCAUUAACAUAAUCUGAAUAACGUUCCAGCGUCAUUACUUGACUUUACACUUAUCUGCUAAUGAAAAAGAAUUAACGAUCUUGUAAUAUCUUAAAGUAGAUUUAUUCACCUUAUUGAUAUAUAAAAAUCUGCCUCAUUGGUUUUUCCAUUUGGCAUUAAUAAGGUGACAGACUUAAAUUAAUGAAAAACUCGUUUAUAAGUGUACGUUUAUUUUUUUUUUAUUUAACGAAUAUAGAAUAUACGUUAUAACGUUUAUAUGCAUAAUAAACAGAAAAUGUAUUUUUAA